GGCAAGGCACGGGCACGUCGCUCGGUAUGCCUGAGCGGCCGUGGCUGUCGGGUGCGCGGCCGCGCGAGGCGGCGGAGGCGCAUGCGCAUGCGCACGGGCAUGGUGGCCCGCUGCAGGUUUUGCAUGGGCGGAUUGGGAGGGCGGGGGAGGCGGUGCAUUUGGAUGAGAAAUUCGACGAGAAGGGCGAGGAGGUGAGGGGGAGGGGGAGGUCGAGGUCUGCUGAUGCGCGGGCUGCGACCGGCGGUGUAGAAGGGAAGGAUGCGGUGGGGAAGGACGCGGUGGGGCGGUCGCAUUUCAAGAAGGGUUCGGCGGGCACGGGGAGCUCGACGAGUUUGAUGGGCGGGGGGCUUGCGAGGUUGGGUGAGAUUACGGGGAUUGGGGGUGUGAAUCGCCCGCCGAAGACCCAGUCGUCUGCAGGCGUGUUUGGACCGCUGAUCGCGAGCGCGGGUGGAGCGCUCGGUGGGGCGGGAGCGCCUAGGCAGAGCGGGCUCGCGCCGGAUUUGAAGAGGCCUGGGUAUGGGCUCGUGCGGUACUCGUUGGACGCUGUCCCCACUCUCGGAUCGUCCCCGAACGCGGGCCGCCCUGAGAUGUACCACGCGAUAACAAUGCCACCCGCGCCGCCGCCGGGGACGGCAAGGCCUCCCGCGCGGCGGGCGAACUCGUCCCAUGAAAUCGGCACGCUCUCCCCCGAGGAGCGUGUGUCUGCGAGCUCGGCCGCUACGGGCUCGGACGCGGGGUUGCUUGGCAAUGCGGCUGGGUUCUCGAAUAUCAGUCCGCUGAGCGGGCGGGAGGAGCGGGAGAGCGGGGAUAGGGUGACGAGUAUGCAGAGUGUCGGCGGGUUCACGCUGAGGCCGCCGCCGCCCCCGCGCGGACGGUCGUCGGCGUCGGGGAGCGGGGUGUCGCCGGUUACGCCGCAGAGCGCGGGGUCGGGCGCUGGGUCUGGGUCUGGAUAUGGGUCUGGGUCUGGUGUCAGUGCUACGCCUGGAGGUGAGCCGCUCGCGCGCAUGGAGACGGCGCCGCAGCCGGAGACGCCGGAGGCGUUCGCGCGGACGGGGACGAUGGCCUCGAGUGUGAGCGCGAUGACGACGGGCGGUGGGCACCGCAAGAGGUGGAGCCAGGCGCUUGGGCUGCCGCAUCUCGCUGGGACGCUGCCGCAUGGGUACUCGAUGCAUCAGCUGGGCGGGUGGUUGACGCCUGGUGGGUCCGGGAAGGGAGAGGGGAAGAGCGGGCCGGGGACGCCGGCGAGUGUGAGUGGGAGCGAGCGGGGGGAUUAUUUUGAUGAGAAGAGUGUGAUGAAGGCGGAGAAGAGGCGGCGGGAGGAGGAGAGGAGGAGGAGGGAGGAGGAGAGGCGGGCAAGGGAGAAGGAGAAGAAGCGCAGGAGGAAGAAGGCGGAGGUUUAUAUCACGCGCCAUGUUGCGGCGAUUAUGCAGCGUCAAGAGUUCAUCCUCAAGCUCGCGCGCGCCAUGAUGAUGUUCGGCGGACCCUCGCAUCGCUUCGUUGCCCAGAUCCAGGCUACCGCGCGCGUGCUCGACAUCGAGUGCAGCGCGAUGUACCUCCCUGACGUGAUGCUCAUCUCGUUCGAGGACAGCGCGACGGGGACGUCCAACGUCAAGUUCAUCCGACAGGGCUCGGCGCUGGACCUCGGCAAGCUCGCGGAUGCGUACGCGCUCUACUGGGACGUGAUCCACGACCGGCUGUCGGUGUCGACUGCGAGCGCGGCGCUCGACGGGCUGAUGCGCAAGAAGCCGCUGUACAAUAAGCUGCAGCUGGUGCUGAUCGGCGGGAUGUGCAGCGCUGCGAUUUGCAGCGUGUCUUUCUCGGGGAGCUUCAUUGAUUCGCUGGUCAGUUUUCCGCUUGGGGCGUUGUUGGUUGGGGUGCAGUUGUUGAGUGUGCGGAAUGAGCUGUAUGGGAAUGUGUUUGAGAUUACGAUCGCGACGCUUCUUAGUUUUAUCAGUGCUGCGCUUGCGUCGUCGCAUCGGUUCUGUUACUCGGCGGUCGCGUCGAGUUCGGUCGUGCUUAUUCUUCCCGGCUUCAUUGUACUCUGCGGCUCCCUCGAAAUUUCCUCCCGUUCCAUCGUCGCCGGCGCCGUCCGCCUCUGCUUCGCGCUCAUGUACUCCCUCUUCCUCGCCUUCGGCCUCGCGAUCGGCGCAGAGAUGUACGAGAAGAUCCUCGGCCAGCAGCUCGUGGGUCCCACCGACUACUCCUGCCUGGACAGCCACGACCCCGACGGGCCGUGGUGGCAGCAGACGCCGUCCGAGUUCUGGGCGUUCCUGACUGUGCCGCUGUACUCGCUCUUUUUGAGCUUGCGGAACCAGGCGCCGUAUAAUCGGAAGGAACUUGUGCUGCUCGUGGGGAUUUCGUCUGCGGGAUGGGUGACGAACCAUUUCACGGGCACGAAGUUUGUGAAUCAGAGCGAUAUCAGUGCGGCUGUUGGGGCGUUUGCGGUUGGGUUCAUCGCGAACAUGUACAGUCGCUUCUUCAACGGGAACGCCUUUGUGGUCAUGAUCACUGGUAUCCUCUUCCAGCUGCCAUCUGGCCUGGGCAACGGCGGCUUGCUCAACUUCGUCUCGGACCAGACGUCUGGCUCGGCCUCCUCGUAUUUGAGCGGCUUCGACACGGCCUUGCAGCUUAUCUCCGUCUCGGUAGGGUUGACGGUCGGCUUGGGCAUCUCGCUCGUCGUCGUGCAUCCUAUUCAGAGUCGUAGGCGCGCUGGCGGUAUGAUGUCGCUUUGAGUUUUGAGACUUUCACUCGGGCACUACACGUUUCAUCCAAAGGCAUUACUUGCCACCCGGACUCCUACCUUCACGCGGACUCUACUUCUCUCGAGUUCUUCUUCUUCAUGCGUUAACCCAAAAGGCUUAUACGGACGAUAUCCAUAUCCCAAUCGCCCGUUUCUUGAUACUAGGACAGUCAGCACUUUACCCGACAUAGAUAUAGACUUCAAACGCACCACACGGACGGGACAAUCAAUCAUCAUCUCUUACACACUAGACUUAACUGGAUUCAUUCCUUAUCUCAGCUUUAAUCGACUUGUCUGUCGUCAUCUCCUUGUUGACACUGGGCCUGCAGGCGGUCUGCGAUACGCCUCUCCCCGACCGCUAACCCGGACAUUAGGAUCUCAUACCUCACAAAAUCGCUAUACCUAUAGCUAACCAUCGAUUGGAUGGCACGAACGCGUUUCUUCCAUUGUUUUAUAUAGACUUAGACUUCUUCAUGCGUGUUCGCGGCAUGACUUUCCCUUUCACGAACUAUCUUCCUGAUUCUCGUCAUGUUCCCUUUCCCAAUGUUAUACUCUCACAGUUUCUGUUUACGAUCCAUGCGUGUGCAUACAUAUCACUUGGCUAUUUGCGGACUCUCUCUCUCUCGACAUACUCACGUUCUCUCCAGUGUUCAUUCUUUUACCCGGUUUCUCUCAU
Molecule: messenger RNA, 3416 nt
Organism: Coniophora puteana RWD-64-598 SS2
Lineage: Eukaryota; Fungi; Basidiomycota; Agaricomycetes; Boletales; Coniophoraceae
Product: DUF1212-domain-containing protein
Exons: 8
Coding region: 27-2732 (901 amino acids)
Biological process (GO): transmembrane transport
Molecular function (GO): transmembrane transporter activity
Source: RefSeq, a predicted model, not a curated record